UCCGUAUUACAGUAUAUUAUUUAGACGGUUAAAUUGUUUCCGUAGGCCGGAGAAAGAUGUGUUUGUAGUUCGUGAAAGUGUGAGCUCUUGAUCACCGCACAUCACAUUGAGUACAACAUAAUAAGGACGGCUGCAUUGAGGAUAAGCUCUAUUUCGAAGGAUGAUGGACCAUUAUUGUGAACGGCCAUCUGCGGAUAUGAAUUCACAUGAAAAUUACUGGACUGACAUUCAUGCAAAGAAAGUGAGAGUUAACAGUGUUACAGUUAAAAGAAAAAUCGGUCGGAGAGGGACUUCUACAGAUUUCAAUAUGUGUAAAACUAAUAAACUUUAUCAUAACCCUAAUUUAAUGUCCAUAUUUUGGAUAAGUUUUCUCGUGAUUCACUUAUGUGCCUUUGCUUCUACGAACGCUGAAAAUUUUGGCAUUGAAAUUGAACCUAGUCAAAAACUUUUUGAUAUUGAUCUUGAAAAGUUGGAUGAUAUCGACGAUUUCUCUUCGACGCCGACAAGAUUUGAUUCGUUCGGAACAAAUUCAAAUAUUGGCGGAAGAAACCUUCAUAUGUUUGCGGUGACGGGCCAUGUUUUCAAUCGGUCUUUGGCGGAAGAACUACUGAAGUUUGACAAAGGCGUGAUGUCUGAAGGCGACACUUUGAAGGUUCACUUCCCGACUUCUCAGUUACCUGACUAUGAAUGGAUGGUAUUUCAUGAAGACUCCGGAUUACUACAGGGCGUUCCACUACCCAGACACGAAGGUGUUAACAAUAUAUACGUUACCAUCACUCAUGUCAAUACUCCUACAAAAUCCAGUCUAACUCUUCCUUGCACAAUUGAAGUAGUGACCGAAAAAGCGGCUCUCGAAUUGCGGCAGGAAUUGUCUUAUCUUCCGAGGCUUAAAAUCGACACCCCUUACAUUUGUCCACAUCAUGAACCAGUAGCUAUGGCCACAGUUGUUAUGGAAGUAGAUCCAAGUGCCUUGUCGUUCACCGAGAGGUUACGGUGCCUUUUAAGUCUUUCUAGUUUUCUUGGCGUCCCUUAUAAAGACGUGACGCUGCUUUCACCGGAAAACUCAAUAAAGAAAGAGAGCCCUUUCCUGUCUGGACCUGGUAAUGUGCCAAAAUUCCGAACACAUAGAGGAGAUCGUGACGUCAGCGAUUUGAUGACGUUGUCGUGGCCGUUGGGUUGCAGUUCUGACAUCAUCGGUGACAUUCCCGGACUGGACAAGCUAGAAACGACAGCAAUAGACGGUUCUCUGGCGCAAGCUAUUGGAUACGGCGUUGUAGAAUGGCAAAUUGUGAAUAAAAUACACCAAGUAAAUCGAGUACACAGAACGAAACGGCAAGUCGGAAAUGCCGACAGUCCAUAUCCAAGAAGAUCUAACCAAGGAGAAACAGAACAAACCGAUUUGAUCAACCCCAGCGGAGCGAGGUCAAGGGUCGCGGUCAACAUGAUCCGCCCCAGCGCAGUUGUUGGAAUACCGAUCAUGGCUUCCAAAAUGGUGACACCGCCGUUGGCCAGAACACAGAAAGUCGUACCACCCCAUACUCCAUAUAUAACCAAGCCUUCGCGAUCCAAGACGCGUGCACCACCUCAAGUACCGACUAACGAGGCACCCAUGAUGUUGUUCGGUAUGGAAAAUGUUAAAGCAAUAGAAGGAACGUACAUGGAAUUCAGAAUUCCUCAGGAUACGUUCAUCGAUCAAGAAGAAGGAAUGACAAGAAAUCUUGAAUUGCAGGUAAUGGAUUUAGUAACCAACAAAUUUAUACAAAAUGAUGGAGAUUUUCCAUUGUUUGACCAAGGAGCUCAACUAAUAUACGGUGUUCCGGAUGAAAAUGCUCCGGCCGAUAGAGAAUAUAUGCUUGCAGCUAAAGACAGUCAAGGAAAGUCUGGCUCGAUAAAUUUCUCGAUUUUUGUCAACCACAAUGUUCAGAAAAAACCAGAGAGUCAUAAAUAUACAUUUGUAUUUUCUGAUUCUCCUGAAUUUGGCGAGAACGAAAUGCAUUCACUGUACAGUUCAUUCGGCAAAAAACUUUCUGUCGCUCUUGCCAAAAGCGAAAAUAUGCCCGGAGUGUUAUCGAUAAUUAAAUCAGGGAAAACAAAGAACGGUGAAAGAUUUAUUACAUGGUUCGAUCGAGAAUUCAACGACAAACUAUCCUGUCAUUCUGCUGGAAUUGGAAUUAAACGAGAAGCUAAUUUAAUGAUUGGAAAGGAUGCGUCCACGGGCAAGAACAAACCAGCAAAGGAGUUCGCCAUGAAGUUCAAACCUGAAUAUAGGUUGAAAUCGAUUAAGAUUGAACUACUUGGUCCAUGUGAAGGACACACCACCACUACGAUCAUGACAACAACGACGAUGACACCCACUACGACAACCUCAAUUGCAUCAACGGAUGAUUCUAUUGUCGAGCCAACAGUAACAAUACCGGCCACGUUGAGCUUUCCCACAACUACCGUUACCACCACUAAAUCCACUACAACCCAAACGUCAACCAUGAAACCAGAUAUGACAACUUCAAAAAUGGGUCCACGUAUUGAAAAAUCCUUGCCAAAACUGCAAACCGAAGUUGGAAAAAUAGUGAAGUUUAUUAUUCCGCCUGAGUCGUUUGCCACAACCAAUCCCGACGAGUUAGAACUCCGUUUGGACGGCGACACGCCUGUAUGGUUAGGUUUGGAAGCACGGACAAGGACGUUGUAUAUCAUGCCAACUACAGAUGAUUUCGCUUCCAUGGAUCUUCAUAACAGCACUCAUCAUAUGUGGAAAGGAGGGAUAAUCGCUCGUAAUAAAGAAGGAGUUGAUUCUGAGGCGUUACCACUAGAGAUAUAUGUUCAGAAGGGAACGAGUGAUAAAGAUAUGAAGGCGAAUCACAAAUUUCAGCUCAAUAUAAAGAAUUAUGAACCAACAAACUUUACUUCUAUUGAUCGAAUUCGUCUAAUUGAACUUAUUUGCGACAUAUUUGGAGACGCAGACGCCAGCUCAAUUUAUAUUUGGCCAUUACGUAAAGGAUCUUUGCUUUUCUCGUGGCACAAUACUACUCUUGCAUACAUUGAUCCUUGUCCGUUCAAGAAGAUAGCUGCAAUAGGUAGCAAACUUUUUGCUGGAAAUACUUUCGAACCCAAAGUUAAAGAAAGAUUUAAGGAUAACAACUUCACAGUACAGAAUGUUAACCUCAGCAGACCUUCUUGGUGCGAACUCACUCCGAAUACAACGCCAAAAGACAGGACAACAGCUGUUAAUGUGGCGGUGGCAGGAAAUCAGGGAAAAUCAACAACAAUAAUUAUUAUCGCAGUUGUUGUCGUCUGCUUAGUUUUAUUAAUAAUCAUAUUGGUUUUAAAAUGUCGAAUGGGAAAAAAAGCUACAGCGAAAAAGCAGGAAAUAAAAGAGAAACACGACAGGGAAGAGGCAGCAAUUGCUGCAGGAAAUCCUGAGCUGUUGGACACGCCCCGAAUCAAAAAGGGCGUUCCGAUUAUAUUUCAGGAUGAGAUAGCGAUGGAACCGAACGGCAACGCAAACGCAUCACCAUCCACGCCUCUCAUAGCACAUAAUCACCGUGGAAACGGGGAAAACAGGUCUCCGGCAAUCGUCGAUGAUGAUCAGAUAGUACACGAAGAAACGCAUUUCACUUCUCCUGUUUCACAGCAUCCCAUGACACCGCCGACCCCCAUCAUGUCAGGCAGGCCGCCACCUCCAUAUAUCAAGUCUCGUUGACGUCACUGAUUUACGGCAUAACUUACCUCACACCUCAAACGCACUAUGGUGCAGUCACUGCACGAGUGCACGGUAAUUUGUCACCAAAUGAUUCGAUGACGCUGAAGAAAGGUCGAAAAAAUGACAAACUAAGGAAGGUUGAAUCACAUGCAAGAACCUUAAAAGUCUCAGGCGCAAUCUCAAAACUAUUUUCACACACACCGAAGUUCACUGUAUGCUUUGUUGAAUUCUUGCUUUAAUGUAACUAAGCAAUCGAUUUGCGGCAGUUCCAUCUUUUUACUUUAUUGCAAAAAUUGAUUCAGAAAAUUAUAGAAAUUAUUCGCAGUAAUUAUGUCAUAUUCAAUCCAAUAAAUAAUAGUAAAAUAAAUAAUAAUAGUUUCUUUAUGAAAUAAGAAAAAAAAAAUGGUUGCAGACAAAAAUUACUCACGGCCUUAAAAAAACAGAUUCUUCCACUUAUAUUGGUGGGAAAAUGGCGCGAUCUUCAGAAUAGCAAAUCAUCGAUUCUUGAAUUCCUAUUUCAUUUUUUUUGUUUUUCAAGAAAUUGAGAUAAGUUAGUAAUUUAUUAGAUAUUAUUUUUUAAAUCAAUACGUUAUUUUUAAUUACUUAUGUUUUACGUCACUCUGCUAUGUGCUAUGGAACGCUUUCUGAGCAUACCAUAAUAUUAUCAUGAAAGUAAUGAACGCCUUGACUCUCCAUUAAGUAUCUCAUCUACCAUGCCUGUGAAAUUAAGAUAUAAUAAGGUUUUUGGGCGAUUAACUUUUGCUUUAGCCAAAUGGGAAAAAAAAUACAAAUUGGGUUCUUAUUUUGUCAUUUCGAAUCAGUUCUGCUCAUUUUAUCACAUGUUUCAUGUCACCCAUUUCAUUUAUUAUUAUUAUGUUAUAAUGAUACUUUUAAUAAUAAAACACUGUUCAUUUCUCGUC
Molecule: messenger RNA, 4617 nt
Organism: Styela clava
Lineage: Eukaryota; Metazoa; Chordata; Ascidiacea; Stolidobranchia; Styelidae
Biological process (GO): axon guidance; muscle attachment; nerve development
Cellular component (GO): sarcolemma; dystroglycan complex; dystrophin-associated glycoprotein complex
Molecular function (GO): laminin binding; calcium ion binding
Source: RefSeq, a predicted model, not a curated record